GCGCACAGGGCCGAGCCAGCCCUUUUCCGGUGGAAAGUGGGGUUUCAGUGGGUGAGGAGGUUAGGCCGGAAGUGGUGUUGCGUAGAGAAUGGGGGGCGGGUAGAACCGCCGCUUCACCGGCGAGGCACCAGGUUCGUGGCGCUGGGCUAGAGGUCAAGGAUGCAUUCCAAGAAAGUUCUAAAAAUACAUUACCAGCUCCAACCUGAUAGUUGACCUAGCCGUGGAAAACUUCAUUGGAUCCUCACUAGAUCACACCAUAACUGGCACUUUUAAAAACUCUUCCCAUCAAAAGCUAUCAGGAAUGAAAAUCUGAGAUAUAUACCUACUACUUCAAGAAAGUUCCUGCACGAGACAACAGUCUAGCAGAUCAGCUAGUUUCUUUGAUCAUCAAGCAGACAUACUCAAGCUACCAACACAACAGAGGAAAAUGUUUCUAUAUCAAUGUUUUUCACAUUAGAUGUGACACAGUUGUAGGUCAUGAAAUCAAUUCUGUGAGUCACAAUGAACAUUUUUUUAAAAGUGAAAUAAAAUAUAAAAUAUCAGAGUACUUUGCGUGAAUCCUUUGCCAGAAUUUUGCACAUUCUAGGAAUACUAAAGUCAGUUUGAAUAUAUGAAAAGAUAUUUCAUGGAGGGAACAUGAUGAAUAGGAUGUAUAUUGGCCAAGAAGUGGCUUUUCAAUCAUUUGUCCACUGGUAUCUUCUGUGGUUUUCAUAACAACAAGGUUGAUGAGCAGUCUAGUUUAUAUUACCAUGACUUGCAACUAGACGUGAAGUCUGAGACGUUCAACUGAGAUUCAGUUGCAAACUGCAUUUUUUGGAAAGAUGUUAUCUAGACUAUAAAUAUAUAAAUGAGUUAGUUGCAAUUAUAACAUUUUAAUCAAAAUUGCUUUUAAAAUGGAUCAUUUCUUUUUUAAAAGAAAGAGGAUUAAUGAAGUGAAAUAUGCAGAAACAUGUUCAAGUUCAACUAUUGGAUCUGGAAGAGUGAAUAGUGACGAUAUUCAGAAAAAUAUUGACGCUAAUCUGCAUAAUUCAACUUUGUUUGAGCCACAUUUCAAAAAGAAAAAAGUAAGUGCAAGACGUUAUAAUGAAGAUUAUUUAAAAUAUGGUUUUAUCAAAUGUGAAAAACCCUUUGAAAAUGACAGACCUCAGUGUAUUAUUUGUAAUAAUAUUCUUGCAAAUGAAAGCUUAAAACCUUCAAAAUUAAAAAGGCAUUUAGAAACUCAGCAUGCUGAGCUUAUUGAUAAGCCUCUUGAAUAUUUUCAAAGAAAGGAAGAUGUAAAGUUAUCAACACAAUUUCUUAGUUGUUCUACUACUGUUAGUGAGAAAGCCUUAUUAUCAUCAUAUUUAGUUGCGUAUCGUGUGGCGAAAGAGAAAAUGGCUCACUCAGCUGCUGAAAAAAUUAUUCUUCCAGCAUGUUUGGAUAUGGUGCGUACAAUUUUUGAUGAUAAAUCAGCUGAUAAAUUAAAAACUAUAGCUAGUGAUAACACAAUAUCUCUUAGAAUUUGUACUAUUGCAGAACAUUUAGAAACAAUGCUUAUUAAUCGCUUACAGUCUGGUAUAGAUUUUGCAAUCCAGCUUGAUGAAAGUACUGAUAUUGGAAGCUGCUUAACACUUUUAGUUUAUGUCAGAUAUGCCUGGCAAAAUGAGUUUAUGGAGGAUUUUUUGUGUUGUUUAAAUUUGACCUCACGCCUAAGUGGGUUAGAUAUCUUUACAGAAUUAGAAAAGUGCAUUGUUGGUCAAUAUAAAUUAAACUGGAAAAACUGCAAAGGAAUUACAAGUGAUGGAACAGCAAAAACUGGAAAACAUAGCAGAGUAAUUAAAAAAUUGCUAGAAGUUACUAAUAAUGGUGCUGUGUGAAAUCAUUGUUUUAUACAUCGUGAAGCGUUAGCAUCCAGAGAAAUUCCACAGAAUCUCAUGGAAGUAUUGAAAACUGCAGUAAAAGUUGUUAAUUUUAUUAAAGGAAGCUCACUAAAUAGCCGACUUCUUGAAACAUUUUGUUCAGAGAUUGGAACUAACCAUACUCACUUACUGUAUCAUACCAAAGUUCGUUGGUUGUCUCAAGGGAAAAUACUAAGCAGGGUUUACGAACUCAGGAAUGAAAUUCACAUUUUUCUCAUUGAAAAAAAAUCUCAUUUGGCAAGUAUUUUUGAAAAUGACAUCUGGGUAACAAAAUUGGCAUAUUUAACUGAUAUUUUUGGCAUUCUGAAUGAACUGAGUUUAAAACUGCGGGGGAAAAACAGUGAUAUAUUCCAACAUGUCGAACGUAUCCAAGGAUUCCAAAAGUCAUUGUUGUUAUGGCAAGCAAGACUUAAGAGCAAUCAUCCUAGCUACUACAUGUUUCCAAGAUUUUUGCAACAUAUUGAAGAGAAUACUAUUAAUGAAAACAUUUUGAAAGAAAUAAAAUUAGAGAUAUUGUUGCAUCUCACUUCUCUAUCUAAAACUUUUAACCAUUUCUUUCCAGAAGAGCAAUUUGAAACAUUAAGGGAAAACAGUUGGGUAAAAGAUCCAUUUGCUUUUCGAAACCCAGAAUCAAUAAUUGAGUUAAACUUGGUGCCUGAAGAAGAGAAUGAGUUAUUGCAGCUUAGUUCUUCAUAUACAUUGAAGAAUGAUUAUGAAACAUUAAGUUUAUCAGCAUUUUGGAUUAAAAUAAAGGAAGACUUUCCUUUGCUAAGUAGAAAGAGUGUCCUGCUAUUAUUACCAUUCACAACAACUAGUUUGUGCGAACUAGGGUUUUCAGUUUUAACUCAGUUAAAAACAAAGGAAAGAAAUGGAUUGAAUAGUGCAGCAGAUAUGCGAGUAGCAUUAUCCUCCUGUGUUCCAGACUGGAAUGAACUUAUAAACAGGCAAGCACACCCAUCACAUUAAAUAAAUCUUACCUGGUUUUUGUUUUUGUGUUUCUUUUGUGAUGUUUUUGUAUGUUGUGUGUAAAUGUAAAUAUGACAUUGUAAUGUGAUAAUUUUGCUAUGUUUUUGUUAUCUUUAAAUAUUAAUAAAAUCAUAAUGUAGUUUUA
Molecule: messenger RNA, 3009 nt
Organism: Diceros bicornis minor
Lineage: Eukaryota; Metazoa; Chordata; Mammalia; Perissodactyla; Rhinocerotidae
Gene: ZBED11
Product: family with sequence similarity 200 member B
Source: RefSeq, a predicted model, not a curated record